GCCCAUUCAAUGGAUCCAGUUUAUGACUACCGACCCUAUUUAAUGCUUACAUUUUACCUCCUGAGAUAAACAAGCCAAAUAAGAUUGCAGAGAGGAAUUAAUAACUGCUCAAGAAAGCACCAAAACCCUUUUCUUCCCAAUCAAGCUUCUAAAAAUCUCAGCUUUCAGCCUCCUGAGAUAGAACCAAUGGUGGAAUGCCUCCCUGUUUCAUAUUUGGUUUCGCAUUGUCCCUCUUUUCCCAACAGCAAAACCUUUUUCAUAAGAAAAAGAAGAAGCUUCAAUUUCUGUCUCUUCAGCUCCCGCUCUUCAUUUUCCAGAUUCAAAUGCUCCCUUGUUGCCUCUCCUCCAUCACUACCUGCAGAGUUCGUUGAGUUCGUUGAAGCAUCAAAGACCGGAAAUCUUGUCCCGCUCUUCCGUUGCAUAUUCUCCGAUCACCUGACUCCGGUUCUCGCUUACCGAUGUCUAGUGAAAGAAAAUGAUUGGGAAACUCCGAGCUUUCUGUUUGAUUCGUUUGAGCAGGGUUACCAAGAUUCGAUUUUGGGACGUUACAGUAUGGUGGGGUGUGAGCCAUCGGUGGAGAUUGUGGCGAAGGAGAGGCGGGUGAUCGUCACGGACCACCGGGAAGGGCGGAGGACGGAGAUGGUCGCGGAGGAUCCAAUAGGGAUUCCUGAAAGUAUUAUGGAAGGAUGGACUCCCCAGCUUACCCACCAGCUUCCUGAUACGUUUUGUGCCCAAAACGAUGCAGAGAAGUUUGCAGAAGCUUCUAAGAAAGGAAACAUAGUUCCUCUUUAUCGGUGCUUAUUUUCCGACCACCUGACUCCGGUGCUGGCUUACCGGUGUUUGGUUAAAGAAGAUAAUAGAAGCGAUCCAAGCUUUUUGUUUGAAUCAGUCCAGCAAAAUGAUGGAUUUCCGACCGUUGGACGUUAUAGUGUGGUUGGAGCUCAGCCAACGCUAGAACUGGUGGCAAAGGGGAAUUCAGUGACAAUUAUGGAUCAUGAGGAAGGGAUUAAGACUGAGGAGAUCGCUGAGGAUCCAAUGGUAAUUCCUCGUAGGAUCAUGGAAGGUUGGAAACCACAACUCAUUGACGAGCUACCCGAGGCAUUUUGUGGUGGAUGGGUUGGAUAUUUUUCAUAUGAUACUGUUCGGCAUGUGGAGAAGAAGAAGCUUCCAUUCUCUAAAGCACCUAAAGAUGAUAGAGAACUGGCUGAUAUUCAUCUAGGCCUUUAUGAUGAUGUGAUAGUGUUUGAUCAUGUGGAGAAGAGAGCAUAUGUGAUCCAUUGGGUGCGGCUAGACCGAUACACUUCGGUUGAGAAGGCGUAUAAUGAUGGAAUGGAUAGGUUGGAACAUCUAGUAUCCAAAGUUCAAAAUAUUGACAGCCCAAGGCUAAAUCAUGGUUCUGUGGGGUUAUACACUCACCUUUUUGGUUCUUCACUAAAGAAGUCAACCAUGACAAGUGAAGCAUAUAGGGAAGCUGUAUCAAAAGCUAAAGAACAUAUUCUUUCUGGGGAUAUUUUCCAAAUUGUGCUAAGUCAACGUUUCGAGCGCCGAACAUUUGCAGACCCAUUUGAAGUAUACAGGGCAUUGAGAGUUGUGAAUCCAAGUCCAUAUUUGACUUAUAUACAAGCUAGAGGAUGUAUUCUGGUUGCUUCAAGCCCAGAGAUUCUGACUCGUGUGAAGAAGGGAAAGAUUACUAACCGACCCCUUGCGGGAACUGUUAGAAGAGGGAAGACGAGUUAUGAGGACAAGAUGAAGGAAAAUCAGUUGCUAAAUGAUGAAAAACAAUGUGCAGAGCAUGUUAUGCUAGUCGAUUUGGGACGAAAUGAUGUUGGAAAGGUCUCCAAACCUGGUUCUGUGAAGGUGGAGAAGCUAAUGAAUAUCGAGCGGUACUCUCACGUAAUGCACAUCAGCUCCACAGUUACAGGUGAAUUAUGUGAUGACCUCUCUUGCUGGGAUGCCCUACGUCAAGCUUUGCCGGUUGGAACAGUUAGUGGAGCACCAAAGGUGAAAGCCAUGGAGUUGAUAGAUCAACUAGAAGUUACCAGGAGAGGGCCAUACAGUGGUGGAUUUGGAGGCAUUUCAUUCACUGGAGAUAUGGACAUUUCUCUUGCUCUUAGGACAAUAGUUUUCCCAACUGGGCCGCAUUAUGACACAAUGUACUGGUAUGGAGAUGCGAACAGACGUCAAGAAUGGGUGGCUCACCUUCAGGCUGGGGCUGGUAUUGUUGCUGACAGUGUGCCUGAUGAUGAGCAGAAAGAGUGCGAGAAUAAAGCUGCUGCUCUUGCUCGCGCCAUUGAACUAGCAGAGUUAGCAUUUGUUGAGAAAUGAAGGUGUCACCAUUGAACUUCAUUGUUCUCCCAAUGGUUGCAUUGCUGUACUGUGUUUUUUUUUUCUUUUUCUUUUUCUUGGGGUUUGGGGGGGGGGGGAAGGAAAGGAAAGGAAAUAAAGUAUUCAGAGGACCAUAAUUCCAAUGAAAGGAAACUUAAAUAGUCUAGAGAAAACAUUGAUUGAUGAUACCAAUAACUUGAAAGAGAACUAGAAUAUGUUGGUAUAUAUAUUUUUUCACAUUCAAACAGUAACAUAGCAUGAAUAUGAACAGUAAUCCCCCACCCCCUCCUAA
Macadamia integrifolia is the source of this 2617-nucleotide messenger RNA. Its product is annotated as anthranilate synthase alpha subunit 2, chloroplastic-like. Gene Ontology annotation, biological process: L-tryptophan biosynthetic process. Bases 187 to 2325 code for a protein of 712 amino acids. NCBI's taxonomy places the organism in Eukaryota, Viridiplantae, Streptophyta, Magnoliopsida, Proteales, Proteaceae. Gene Ontology annotation, molecular function: anthranilate synthase activity. The record is from RefSeq and is a predicted model, not a curated record. The transcript is spliced from 12 exons.